Adineta ricciae is the source of this 672-nucleotide messenger RNA. NCBI's taxonomy places the organism in Eukaryota, Metazoa, Rotifera, Eurotatoria, Adinetida, Adinetidae. The record is from the annotation of a GenBank genome assembly.
AUGGCCGACCUUAACGUUACUCGUCUUGGCAUAGCUAUCUACCCAGGAUUUGCACUCUUAGAUGUAGCUGGUCCAAUGCAAUUCUUCAAUCAACUUAGUAUCAUACAACCAUUUGAAUUAAGUGUCAUUGCUAAAACAAUGGAUCCGGUGAGCACCAGACCUCCUAAGGAUUUGGUGCUAAACGCAAAGUAUCAAUGCAUUGGAGAAGCAUGGCAGCCUACACAUACAUACGACAAUGCUCCUGAUUUAGACAUAUUAUUAGUUCCGGGUGGAUACGGUUUACGUGACGAAACAAUAUUUAAUGAUCUGGGCGCAUUCAUAAAAAAACAAUACCCUAAACUCAGAUAUUUACUAUCAGUAUGCACAGGCUCGACGGCGAUCGCUGCAACCGGUAUUCUUGAUGGACGGAAAGCAACGUCAAACAAGUUUUCUUGGUCAUGGGCAACAAAAUUUGAAACGGUUAAUUGGGUACCCAAAGCACGUUGGGUAGUUGAUGGUAAUAUCUGGUCAAGUUCAGGUGUUGCCGCUGGAAUGGAUAUGACUUAUGCUUUUAUUUCGACUAUUUUUUCUCCGAAAAUUGCAACUGAGAUAGCCAAUGUCAUGGAAUACGAACCACAUACGGAUUCUGAAUGGGAUCCUUUUUCUGACAUUUGGAAAGUAUCGUCUCAAUAG